AUGACCUCCAAUCCUAGCAGACGGUUGACAGUAAGUCUUCUUCUUUUCUGCAUCGCAACACUUGCGAUUGCAGGACAAGGACAUGGGUCCGUGGUCGGUGCACAAUCUGUACCAUCAUCACCAGGAGGUUACUAUCAAGCCAAUCAUGACGAUGAAACUUCCUCCUCCUCCUCCUCCUGUCAAGAUCCAUUGUUGGUUCGAGGCGGAGACAGUGCCUUUGAAUCCAAAAUCAGCGACUUUUUAUCGCAAAAGGAUGUCAGCAUGGAAAAGUUUCAUGUCCACGGAUGGAGGUGGCAUACCAUGUCGCUCGUCCGAGAAGCUGGACGUCUCAAGAAGCUUGCACAACGAUCUUCCUCCAAGGAUGGUUGUCGUCCAAUCAAGCAGGCUGUUGACUACGUUGUUGGGUUCAACAUGAAAGGCCUCCACAAGAUCGAAGCCGAUUUGUUCUUUCCUUGGAUGCGAAAGAAGCUGACGUCUGUGGACCAAAAGGAUCUUGCACAAGCCUUUGGAUCUGUCAUGGAUCAACUGGAACGGGAUCGCAAAAGAGUGGCCAAGUUGGGAGAAUCUAUUCAACAACAAGUUAGCUUGCUCUGUGACGAAUCCAAAGCACUGACACUGCGUGCAGAUGCUGUCAUCAGCAUUGCCCGAGAUGCUGCUGAACUGGAGACUGUUGCCCGUACCAUGAUGGAAACUGAAAACACUCUGUUGGUUCCAUCAGUGGCUGAAGUAGUUCCAGAAGGUGAACAAAAGUCGUUUAAUAACAAAGUACUUCGCAAUCUAGGGAUUCUCGAUUCGCGUCUGCAUCUGGUUGGCAUGCAUGAAGCCGUGUGGGAAUCCAACAUUACCAAGGAGAAGGAAAUGUUCAAGAAAGCCAUUCCAUCUAUCCCACAAGGAUUGAUCCCACGUUGGAAGCGAAACCUGUACAUUCCCAAAACAAACGUUUUGGAUGAUGUAUGA
Molecule: messenger RNA, 957 nt
Organism: Cylindrotheca closterium
Lineage: Eukaryota; Bacillariophyta; Bacillariophyceae; Bacillariales; Bacillariaceae
Source: the annotation of a GenBank genome assembly